Pieris rapae (cabbage white) is the source of this 5957-nucleotide messenger RNA. RefSeq lists its product as uncharacterized. Gene Ontology annotation, biological process: regulation of transcription by RNA polymerase II. NCBI's taxonomy places the organism in Eukaryota, Metazoa, Arthropoda, Insecta, Lepidoptera, Pieridae. The record is from RefSeq and is a predicted model, not a curated record. Gene Ontology annotation, molecular function: DNA-binding transcription activator activity, RNA polymerase II-specific; RNA polymerase II cis-regulatory region sequence-specific DNA binding. Gene Ontology annotation, cellular component: nucleus. The coding region runs from base 543 to 4343 and encodes 1266 amino acids. The transcript has 6 exons.
AAGGUAAACAAAUGUAAUAAUACGUUGCCAUAUUCUAUAUAGCUGAUAAUUCAGGGUGAUAAAUAAAAUAAUAAUUUGAUAAAAAAUGGAGCUAUGACAAUUGACAUCUUCAUAAUCGCGCUCUCAAACAAUGAUCGAAGUCGCCCGGACAAUCUGUAGCAGGACGAAACGAAUGCCGCUAGCCAUCUCACUCACUCGCGUCCAGUCCGAGAUGCGCGCUCUCGCUCCCCCCGCGCGCCCGUCCGUCGGUCUCGACCAAUCGGCGGCCAUCUUUUGCUCCCCCGAGAGCAGAGCGACAGUGCGUGCUCUCAUCACGAUCACAAGGAGACGACAUCUCGCCGCGCGAGGUUGUCGUUCCCGCGGAAGAUGCACAUGCACCGCAACGCGAUUUUAACCAAAGUGCCUUAGAACUAAGUGUAAGACUUUUUAACUGUGCUCAAAGUUACCGUGAUAAGUGAUUGGGAAGCUUGGAAAUUGGACUAUUAAUCGACUACCGGCUGAUAUCGCGAAAAUUAUCCACGAUUGGGCGUCUCGAGUGGGCGAUGCAGGGGGCGGCGAACGCGCCUGCGCCCUCCGCGGCCGAGCCUCCAGCUUCGCAACAAAUCAAAGCAGAAGUCAUCAGUGAAGCAAAAUUUGAUGCUGACGAAAUGAAGAUCGAAACACGGGCCACCAGAACCAUGAGUAUUGAUAGCGAUAACCGCUCGGACAGGAGCGAUGAAGAGGAUUGCAGAAGAGCUCGCAAGAGAGCAGCUUCGUCUUCACCAUCGCCCAUGCCUCUAGAUAAGAGGACAGCGCGUUUUGAAUGCCCAAAAUGCGUUCAACGCUUUGAUUCUAUGAACGCCUUUGACAUCCACCGAUUCACCGCUCAUGGCGAUGAAGCUAAGACAAACUAUGAUGAGUAUGGCUUUGGUGAUUUAGCAAAUAAAAAGUUCUCCGAUAUUAAUAGAAACAUUGGUGAACGCCAUCUGUAUAGAUGCGAAUUUUGCUCUAGAGAUUUCCCUUGUUUACAAGUUUUGGAUAUACACCGAAAGACGUGCUUGUCUACCCGAAUCCCUAGUCCAGAGAGAGACCGUCGGGAGGACUUUUUUGCUAAGUUAGAUCUAAGAAAUAGAUCUUUUGGUAUUCCUGGAACCCUAACACCGCCUAUGGAGAGAUUUACUCCGAAAUACGAUGACGCACAUUUAGGGAAUGGCAUUAGACAUAUUGAUGCUGCAAGGGAUUUGGCUGACAUUCAAUCCAUAUUAAAUGUCACAUCUGCAAGUAGUCUUUUAGAAAGAUUAACAGGAACAAGAGUGGCAUUAGAGAGCUCUGUACUCACUCCCCCGGAUACCGCAUCAAAAGAACGGGAACCAGAAGAAACUCAAGAUAAUUUUGCUGCUGAGUUCAGGCGUAUGAAACUUCGAGGAGAAUUUCCUUGUCGCUUAUGUCCUGCUAAGUUUCCAAAUCUUCGAGCUUUGAAGGGUCAUAAUAGAGUUCACUUAAGCGGAACUGGUCCUGGUCCAUAUCAGUGCAAUAUGUGCCCUCAUGCGUCUCUCGAUAAAGCAGCCUUAGUGCGCCAUAUGCGGACACAUAACGGUGACAGACCAUACGAAUGUGCCGUCUGUAACUAUGCCUUCACAACUAAAGCAAAUUGUGAAAGACACCUGCGAAACCGCCAUGCCAAGGUUACACGCGAAGACGUGAAGCGGUCUAUCAUUUACCACCCUUCAGAAGAUCCAAAUAAUGACGAAGUAAAUUCGAAGCUUGCACGGGAAGAAGUAAAAAGGUCUCUUGCAUUCCACACACCUGAUAUUGAAAGGCGCACCGACUCCACAGGUCGUGAUACUCCUUUAACUCAUUACUCUCCAACAUUUAUCGCUGACAGGCACCCGGUCACUUCAUUAGUUAAAUCUUUACCUGAAACACCAACGCUAACACCUAGAGAAUGUGACCAAACAUUGCCGAGAAUUAAAGUGAAAGGUAUCGGUCAACUGACACAAAUACCGGAAUUCAGAACACCUGAUGUUACAUUUAAAGCAAACGAAAUACAUUCAGAAACUUACAACGAAGAAACUCCUGUUGACUUGAGUACAAGUGACAACAACAGUUGCGAUGUCCUUGACCUAAGCAAGAAGAAACGAGAUGCUGAUGACGACGAACCUAAAGUUCAACCGCGACCUACGUUUGAUUCCACAGCUGCGGCCACUGCUGCUGCCUUUGAGAAAACAAGGUUCCUUUUGGCUCAGCAAAGACUCUUUGAAACCGCUCUACCGAAGUUAGAUCCAGCCUACUAUGCCUCGCAGCUCUCUCAAUUAUACGCUGGUGCAGUACCCGGCUUGCCUGGACUGCCUUUGCCGCCAUCAUUUCCUUUAAACCCUUAUUUUCUUCAAUCUUCCAUCUUUCCCAACCCGACUGAUUCGCAAGAACUUGCCGAAAUCAAACAGCGUAUUCAAAAAGAGAUAAUUCGUGGCUUAAGCAUGUCAGGCGGAAGACUCGUUUCGACAGAGCAAGAAAUUCAGCCUAAACAAGAGCCAGAGGAAGAAGACCAGAAGCCUUUGCAAGUGUCCACAACGCCUACACCCCCGCCCCACCCUGAAUCUCCGCAACAUAAUAGUGUGCCACAAAAUGAUCCAAUUAAAAUGGUUAUAAAGAAUGGUAUUCUAAUGCCUAAGCAAAAACAACGUAGAUACCGCACUGAACGCCCAUUCUCAUGCUCACAGUGCUCCGCUCGUUUCACAUUGCGCUCAAACAUGGAACGUCACGUCAAACAACAACAUCCGCAACAUUGGAGUAUAAGACGGCCAACGCCGAGAGCGCCACCACCGUAUCCUGGUUCUGAAAACCUAGCUGAUCGUGUGAAGUACGCCCUUUUGGCUAGACACCUUGAAAGACCAACACAACUAGACCGAUCACCCAUAAGAAGAGACUCCGACGAAGUUGCUGAUAACGAAGAAGACGAGGAGGACGCUUUAGUUAUUGAUGAGGAACCGGAUGAAAAGAUAGAUGAACAUUCCGCUGCACAUCGAGCUGCAGCUGAAAUAUUAAUGGCGACGCGGCAACAGGAAAUUAACAAAGACUUUGAUCUAAAAAUAGCUGGAAGCCUCAUUAACAAGCCGUUACCUAUACCUUCGGAGAAAACAGAAAGUAUUCCAUCAAGUCAAGAUGUGGCAGUAGUGCCAACGCGGUCUGAUGAAGAAGAGGAUGAAGAAGGUCUGGUUGCUUCUACCAGUGAAGGCAAUAACUCUGGCAGCGAUGAAAACAAAUCGGAGUCCGACACAAACCUGCCACCAAAGAAAAAAUCAGCCUACAGUCUCGCGCCAAAUAGAGUCUCUUGUCCGUACUGCCAUCGCAAAUUCCCUUGGUCCUCUUCCCUCCGGCGACACGUCCUCACCCAUACGGGCCAAAAGCCUUUCAAAUGUCCCCACUGUCCUCUCCUCUUCACAACUAAAUCCAACUGCGAUCGGCACCUAUUGCGAAAACACGGAGGCUCGGCUAAGGCUAUUUUGGCAGAACCAAUUCCUGUCACACUCCCAACGCCGAAUGACACCAGAGCAGUACCCGAAAGACCAUUCAAAUGUGCCACCUGUCCUACCAGCACAUUUUCCUCAAUGGAGACGUUGAAGAAGCAUAUGUCUUCGCGUCAUGGCAGCGGAGAAUCGCCUCCAUCGCCAUUGCCAGAGGAAGAAUCUGAUGUUGGGCUCGUUUUCAAAUGCCACCUGUGUGAAGCGGCUUUUGGUGACAGGAAUGGGGCUUUGGGGCAUCUGUCAUCCAAUCACACGGUGGAGUACGAGCAGUUGGUGUCAAAGGGUGCCUUGGAUGCGGCCAGCGAUAGAAGCGAAAGCGCUGACGAUGAUGAUAGGGGAAAGUUUCCAGAUCAUGCCAACAGAAAGGUGGUAUGCGCAUUCUGCGUGCGUCGUUUCUGGUCAGCAGAGGAUUUGCGCAGACAUAUGCGCACACACUCCGGUGAACGACCUUUCGCCUGCGACCUCUGCAGGCGCCGGUUCACCCUCAAGCACAGCAUGCUGCGUCACCGCAAGAAGCAUCGCGAAGAGGCGACUGACGACGAAGAGACCACUCCACCUGAUACGCCCAUCGAUGCCUCUAAUGGUUACCGUUACCAAGACGACGAAGGCUCCGGAAACGAGAUCCCAAACAACGUGAACAACAACAACUCACCUCCUUCGCUGCCCUACGAUAAGAAAAUCAAGCUGGACAUGUCCCGGAAGUACUCCUCCGAGGAAAACGAAGGCGAAAACGGAAGCGACCUCAUCGGUAAGCUUCUAGGAAUUCCGGACAAGACCAUCAUCAAUAAACUUCUCUCAUCCGCCGACGAAGCUGCUAAAUUCCUGGGAGUCAACAAAUGAGAGUACGCUUUAGUCCUCGUCACCCCAGCCAGACUCAUUCUGGCCCCGCGAGGACUAAAACUAAACUUGAGUACAGCGCCACCUAGUGGCGAGUAGCGGCAUCGUGUCCUCUUAAACACUAAAAAAUACAUUAAUUUAUUUACAAUUAAGUGUGAUAAAUUCGUAUAAGAAUAAGAGGUUUCCUGUAUUAUACACGUUUAGAUUUCUUAUGCUUUAAACAACGAACGAGUGACAUCGAUUCAACGCCAUCUACCGCGUAAUUAUCGCUUCGGGUGCCUUUACAUGCCUUAUAUAAUCUAUACCGUCCUCAAUGCCUUGGGUUACGAAGUUGUGCCAGUUUUUAAAGUACAUUAUAAAAUUUAAGUAACACUAACACGUUUGCAUUUCCAUCUAGUCGUCUCUCUUCAUCCCAUCCUAUUCUGAAAGCCCAAAUCUGUCUAGUCAGUCAUUAAUUGUGCUUACCAAACAGUUUCGAAUAAGCGUAACUCUUAACCAACCUACCAAUGAGUAGAGUUAAGGUAGUCUUAAUUAAUAAUAUUUUCUAUCUUUUUCAAUAAUAGCGUUAGUUCCUACGGCGAUUUACCAAAACCCCGUAAAAUUUCUACGUUCUUUUUCAGAAUGUAAAUAAUUAUAAUGUAGUCGUGUUUAGUGGUAGUUCUAUAGUCUAUGGUUAUUGUGCGGGGUUUCUGUUCGCGAUGUACCGGUAAUGUUUAUAAUAAGUAAACUUUAUUUUGCUCAAAUUUAUGGCAUUUCUUUUAAAACAAAGACUAAAAUUAUUUAAGAAGUUAGGAUCUCGUGUUUAUUAUAAUUGUGUAACCAAAGUUUCGGUGGACUUUAAACCAUCAGUAAUUUUUUUGACAAUUUUUAACUUUUCGUUACUUUGUUAUUGAAAGAUUUAUUUUUUUAAUUUUUGUAUAGUAAAUAAGUAUUUUGGUGCAGCAAUAUUAUUAGGUGGGUUAAAAACUCGAUAGUUUUAAAUUAUAAUUUAGUUUUAGGGAUUUCAGUCUCCUUCGUGGAUUGACGAAUCAUACGCUAGAAUAUACCUAAGUCCAAAAUGCUUUGUAAUAUAUUAAACGCAUAUAAUAUACCAAAUAUACAGAAAAUUAUCUAAGCUAUGAGCGUAGUGUUUAAGAGAUAAUUAUUAAUAUAUUUCUGUGUUUCGCUUCAAAGAGUUAAGCAAUAAUAAUCUGUGUACUUAUUAAAUGUCAAAAUGAUACCAAUUCAUGUAACUGUCACUUUAAGUUUAAAUAAUGACAAUCCUGCUUACUGUCAAUUAUAGAUAAUGUAAUUUAUUUUUAUUCUGUUAAAUUUAGUAUUCGAUAAUGUUCCGAGAAUUAAUGUUAUGUGUUAGAAUAAUCUCGUAAAUUAAGGGUAAAUUUAAGGAAUUUUGGCAACACCGCUUGGCCUUUGGAUAGUAGUGUGUUAUUUACUAUUACCUAGUAUAUAGCUAGUUAAAGAUAUACAAGAUGCAUGACAUAUUCAAUAUUAUAUACUUAAUUAUGUAAGCGUAUUUACUAUGAUUCACUUUUGCCUCUCUUCAUGCAAUAUGAGUGUUUUUAAGAAUUUUUGUGAAAUACAUUAUGAUUUAUAAUACAAUAAAGAUGUAUUGCUUUA